Mycena citricolor is the source of this 339-nucleotide messenger RNA. The record is from the annotation of a GenBank genome assembly. NCBI's taxonomy places the organism in Eukaryota, Fungi, Basidiomycota, Agaricomycetes, Agaricales, Mycenaceae.
ACACUGAAUGGUUCAAGAGUAAACUCUGUAAAAGCGCAAAAUUACGCCCUUAUAGAGCUGGUGCAGAGCGCGUCUGGUAGCCAGCCUAUUACCGGGAAACUCUGUUUUGCAGGUUCUCAACUCGGACAAACUCCACAAUCUUCCAGACUGGUGUUGUCAUCUUCAGUGACGAGAGCAAGGUCAUGCUUGGGAGCUCAGAUGGUCAUUGGUGGUGCUAUUGUUGUCAUGGUGAGGGUGUCCUCAAGCCGCGUCGGGUUCAGAUGGAGGAAAGACAUGGUUGAAGAAACUUUAAGAUCAAUGUUUGGGUGCCAUUGGCCCACAUGGUGCCAGCUGUCAUAG